AUGCGACCAAAGACAUUAAUUUUUAGUAUUUCCUGUAUUUUAGCAACCAACCGUUCGCUGAAGCUUAUCCCUGUCGAGGCAAAACUUGUCGACUUCCAGCUGGCCCGGUACGCUCCACCUGCGCUGGACAUUUGGACGCUAAUAAUGCUUGGUAGUUCUCGCGACUUUCGACAGCACCAUUUGCAAACGUUGCUAAACACUUACUAUCAGACCUUCGGUGAUCUGCUGUACGGUGGCGGUGGUUUAACUGUGGAAAUCAUCUUACCACGCUCGGAGUAUGAUGCAGCUUGUGAACGUUUUGCAUUGGCCGGACUGAUUGAAUCUCUACUGUUUAGCCAUAUUACACUCUUGCCCAAGCAAUGCUCAGUUCUUCGGAGGACUUUGAUAGUUUUUUGCGGGACAAUGGCAAGCAACGCAUUUGUCUGGAAGCAUUCGAGGAAACAGCUGCAUAUAGGAACCGAAUGUCGGAACUACUAA
Messenger RNA from Anopheles moucheti, 477 nucleotides. RefSeq lists its product as uncharacterized. Bases 1 to 477 code for a protein of 158 amino acids. The record is from RefSeq and is a predicted model, not a curated record. NCBI's taxonomy places the organism in Eukaryota, Metazoa, Arthropoda, Insecta, Diptera, Culicidae. The transcript has a single exon.